Molecule: messenger RNA, 2831 nt
Organism: Alosa sapidissima (American shad)
Lineage: Eukaryota; Metazoa; Chordata; Actinopteri; Clupeiformes; Clupeidae
Gene: sybu
Product: syntabulin (syntaxin-interacting)
Exons: 8
Coding region: 141-2150 (669 amino acids)
Biological process (GO): synapse maturation; axonal transport of mitochondrion
Cellular component (GO): vesicle; cytoplasmic microtubule
Source: RefSeq, a predicted model, not a curated record
UCCACCUCAGACAAAAACAGGGAUUGAGGCAGGGUCGUGUACUGUUGUUUAGAAGCGGACACGGGAGUGACACGCACCAUUGCGUAGAGACAAUCUUCGUCGACAGAUAAGGUCUGCAAGCAAUAUCUGGUUCUGACAGAAUGGGACCCUUCCAGGACUACGAGGAAAAGAAGUCGCCAGAGAAACAGAGUCCACGCAGCCGCAUCCCCCGUCCUGUCCUCUCCCCGCCACCCGUACCCAAAGGAAAACGUUCGCCCUUGCCCGAGCAUCCGUUUUCUGAGGAGGAAACCAAGGAAUGCGACAUCAGUUCACAGCUCUCAAAGAGAACAAUCAGUCCAAAUAGUUUCUCCUCCGAUGACACUGGAUGCCCGAGCAGUCAGUCCGCCUCGCCUGCCAAGACACCGUCAGGCUCCGACAACAGUCCCCUAUGCUCCCCGGCUCUCUGUGAGCGCAACGCCCAGACCAAGAGGGUGAGGGUGGAUGUCAUGGCCGAAUGGAGCACACCUCCAACCAAGCUCAAGAGGGAGCAACACUCAUCCAAUCGACCCAGAGGUAGCGAGGCAGACUUCAGUUCCUCCAGUAGUGGAAGCAUCAAGACCAGAGAAACUUUGUCCAGCUCCACAGGGAAAAAGCUAUCUUCACGCAGUCGCGGAACCCACAUCAGAAGCUUGCCUGUGUUUAGGCCACCCGGGAACCCUAGUGCCUCCCGAGACUCCGAGCUCUAUGCGCCUUUCAGGACACCCCCUAAAGCCCCCUCCUCUUCCACCAACAGCAGCAGCAACUCCAGUCCCACCACCAGACGUGCGCGCACCACACGGUACCACUCGUGCGGAGACAAUCAUGGCAUCAAGCCCCCAAACCCCGAGCAAUACCUGACCCCCCUGCAACAGAAGGAAGUGACCAUCCGGCACCUGCGGAGCAAGCUGAGAGAGUCUGAGAACAUUGUCCAUGACCGGGAGUCUGAGAUUGAGGAGCUGAAGGGGCAGCUAGGGCGCAUGCGGGAGGACUGGAUCGAGGAGGAGUGCCAUCGGGUGGAGGCGCAGCUGUCCCUGAAGGAGGCGCGCAAGGAGAUCAAGCAGUUGCGCCAGGUGGUGGAGACCAUGAAGAACAGCUUGAUGGAGAAGGACAAAGGCAUCCAGAAGUACUUUAUCGACAUCAACAUCCAGAACCGCAAGCUGGAGUCCCUCCUGCAUAGCAUGGAGCUGGCCCAGAGUGGUUCCAACCUGGAUGAACCCACCCUGGACUAUAUCUGUGACUCGCCAGAAAAGUGUCCUACAUACAAGAUGGAGGGGGAGGAGGAACAUGAUGAAGAGGUCAGGAGAGAGGGGCCUCAGAAGGAGAUGGCGGACAGUGGACUACUGGCUAAUGAUGAGAUGGCCAACCGGACAGGCAUCCUAGAGCAGGUCCUCAUGUCCACAGCCAUGGACUGCAGCCAGAACACUAGCACCAAGCACAUGCCACAGCCUGAACUCUCCACACUGGGACACAGCGAUUUGGAGGAGCACACCAUCGACCAAUCCUCCUCUCCAGAACCUCCAUUACCAGUACUACUACUGCAACCACCCCCACAAGCACCACAGGCAACAAUCAUACUGUGCAAAGCAGAGCACAAAGAGGUCCAAACCGAGGACCUGGGCUACACUCCCGACCUGCAAGCACUCCUUUUGCAGCUGCUGAAGCUCCAGGGUGACGGAGCCCCCAAUUCCGCUCUCUUCUCGUCCAGCAACAUCCUACAAUUCCCAGCCCUGCACGAUUCCAACCCGGCUAAGAGCGCCGACGGGACCCCAGCCUAUCCCGCUCCCUCCGUGACUCCGGGGAGCUCCAGCGAUUCGGGCCUAGACUGCUCCGAGCACAAGCCGGAGUCGCUGAGCCCGCGCUUCAUGGAGGAGCUGGAUUUCGGGGUGCAGAAGGGGGUGGACUCGUGCGGGGCUCCGUCAGUGACUGUUGUGGAGAGGCGGUACUGGAGCAACAGCUUCCUGGUCGAUCUGGUGGCGGUGGCGGCACCGGUGAUCCCCACUGUGGCCUGGCUGUACUCCCGGCACGGGAUUGGUGGGGGAGCACCGGUGUACAAUAUCGCCUCACUAAUCCGAGGCUGUUGCAUCAUGGGAUUGCACACUCUCCGCCAUGUUACUCAUGGCCCCGACAUCUGAUUCGUACUCAUCCUCCCCCGCAUGCACUAUCUGACCCCAACAAGAGCACUUAAUCGUCCGCUAAACCUAGAUCAUUUGUUAUUGUGUGUUUCCUUUGUUUUGUACAGUUGUAUAUAAAAUCACAUAAUAUAUUUUGCUGCAUUGUUUUUGUUUCUUUGCACUCUUGUAAAGUUGCCGUAGUUUAAGGCAAAACGUUAAAUGAAAGGGAUUUGUGUGUUUCUUUUGUUAGUAGUUCUUAGACAUGUUGUUUAAGUUGAUUAAUUUGUAAUUCAUCAUCUGUUUAGAUGAUUUGUUGUACUUGUGCAAUUCUUGGCCUAGUUCAUUUGUUCCCUGCUUUUAUAUGAAGAAUGAGUGGAGAGUUGUGUGAUUUGACUGACCCUUGUAAAGUUGCACUCCAGUGAAAUUAAGGACCGCUGUUAAUGUUUUGCUUCAGUAAAAGAAGUGUUCCAAAAAAGUGUUCCUCCUGCCAAAGCUUUUUGUCCCUCACAAAUUGUGCUUGGUGACAUGUAUUUUUUCUCCUUGAGGUUAGAGCUUUUUACAUGUUCCUAUUUGUGUACCAACCUGUUUGCGAUGAGCCAAUGCUACAGUACAACUGAACACUUGUAAUGUGCCUGAGCAAUGUGCAAUACUAUUGUUUAUCAGAUGUCCUAAUAUAUUUAUUAUUAAAGCAUGGAACCCCAA